This is a messenger RNA of Planococcus citri (citrus mealybug), 1708 nucleotides long. RefSeq lists its product as uncharacterized. Lineage: Eukaryota; Metazoa; Arthropoda; Insecta; Hemiptera; Pseudococcidae. The record is from RefSeq and is a predicted model, not a curated record. The coding region runs from base 242 to 1495 and encodes 417 amino acids. The transcript has 5 exons.
UUAAUACAUUUAAAAUACAAGUCAUUUAUGAACAAAAUCGUGCCACAAAGUGUUUUUUUUUUUUCGCUUUUAAACGACAUGAAAUGCGAGAUAAAAUUGAUGGUUUUCGUUUUAUUUCUAAUGAAAGGUAAUUCAAUGCGACAAUUUUUUACUAAGUGUUGAAAAUACUAAAAAAUACUAAUUCACUUCAACACGAGCAAUAGCGUAUCCAUCAUGGAAAAGAAACGACAUAACGAUACAUAUGAAUAAAACCAUUUUUAAGCUAUUUCAAAGCGUUAAAACAGUAGUGGUGAGCAACUUGUUGAGAAGAAUACAGAAUCUCGAACCAAACACGUACGAAUACAAUUUAAGUCGACCAAUAGAAGGAUUUCAAGAUAGGAUUAUUUUCUGCGAUGUCACUAUUCAAGACAUCUGGUUGUACAAGAGAUCCAAGCACAUCGAUUAUGAUUUUUUAAACAAUAAAAUUAAAAUAGAAUUGGAUGAAACCGAUAUACAUUUCGGAGCAGAUGUGUACUCAGCCAGAGAUACUUAUUACGGCAGCUUUUACGCAGUCAUGGAGAUUAAACAUGGAUGUCUCAUAAACGUGGCGAAAUUACCGGGAAAUGAUCUCGACAAAGUAUUUCAAAUUGACAUGGAAUUCUCCAAUUCGAGUAACAUCACGUAUAACAUUUUCAACGAAAGUGUGACACGUAACAGCGACCUAGUCAAAGAAAUCGAAUCCAAACUGCCAUCUAUAUUGCUCGAUAACAUGAAAAACAAUCAAAUCUUCUUACAAUCUUUAAACAACAGCUACGGUUUCCAUCCAAAAAGACAUCUGCUAGCCCAACGUCGAGGAUACAUGAAUCGCGAACAACUCUACAACUACCGGAUACCCACUGCUCCACACUUUUGUUUCAAAUUAAUCAACAUCACCAUCAGAGGAAUGUCGAAUUUUCAUUCUCUCAAAUUCCACCAGUUUCCUAAAACCUACGUUCACACUUUGCUGAUAAAAGAUAUCCGAGGAAACGUGAUUUUGGAUUAUGGGCGCGAAUCUGAGCCUUAUUUGAAAUUCAAUUUCCACGCGGAUUAUCUUUCAAUUUCGAAGGAUAGGUUUACAGAACGUUAUGGCAUUGGAUUAAAAGUAGGUGCGCAUUGGUGUACGGUUAAUACAGCUGAAGGGAAUAUUCCAGUGACCAGUAUUCAAUCAGAGGGCAUAGUGAGGAGUAUCGAAUCAGCCAUUGCGUUUUCGUUUAUGCCACGAUUCAAUGUUUGGAAAGCGCAUGAAAUUGACGAUCCAAUGGAACAGAAAUGCUCAGAAAUAUCCUCAGAAUUGGAUUGGAACAAGACGAAGGAAUUAUGCAAGAAGUGGAUUCCAUUCAAUGAAGACUAUAGUCAAUUUAUUACCGAAGAUACUAUUGCUACUAAAAUUUUUAAAAGGAAUGUAGCCCGGAAAAUUGCGAAUAAUUCUACAAGAACGUACAUAAAAAACAAAACGAAGAUUCAAAAUUAUUUAUAGAAUAUACAACUGAAUUCAACAACUCUAGGUAUUCAUCUCCUCAUCAGUAAACUAAGAGAGAAAAGAUCUCUUUCUUCAGCAAACAUUUUUUAAAACUUCCAAAAGGUUGUUAUUUACAUUUUUUCUUUUGGUACCUAAUAAGUAGGUAUGUACAACUUGACGAUUUUCAUUUUUCAACAAUAUUUUAUACAUUUUUUCUAAUAAAUUAUUACA